Molecule: messenger RNA, 1467 nt
Organism: Cadophora gregata
Lineage: Eukaryota; Fungi; Ascomycota; Leotiomycetes; Helotiales; Ploettnerulaceae
Exons: 2
Coding region: 1-1467 (488 amino acids)
Source: RefSeq, a predicted model, not a curated record
AUGAGCAGCAUGUUCUCUCCUCCGCGUCGUGAGAAGGCCAGAGCCAACGACUCAGAUCUGCCACAAGGAGGCUGUCGCUACAUUAUGUUGCACCCAGAGGUCAAAGGACUGCGUUGUGCCUGUGUGGGUUUUGCCUUGAGUCGAGCAAUUCCUGCAGGAAGUACUUGCGAUUGUGGACAUCAAGCAUGUUAUCAUAUCUCUGAGAAGGAGUGUGCAUCGGUCGGACGGCGGGAGUUGGAAGCUUUGAGGAAGAAGAUCGAUAUGCUCGAGGAGGAACUGGACAGGGAGAGAAGCGGUGAAAGAGGUGGCCUCGUGGAUCGCCUCGGUCGCUUGGAAGAGCUUGUGGAUAGGACCAGAGGAGAAACUGAGACAGAGUUCAAGAGCGUCUACCGAGCUCAGAGCAGCUUAUUCCAUCAGAUAGGAACUUUGAACAAACGAACGCCAUAUUACGAGGACCAUAUCGAAGCUCUGGAGGAUGGUGUACAAGAAAUUCGAAACCACCUGGAAGAAAUGGACGAUGCAUCCAUGCGGCUUGAGGAUAAGGUCGACGCUCUGGAAAAGUCAACAUCGCUUGAUACCACCAUGGUCAGUCGACGGAGGAAGGCUUCGACACCGCCUUCUUUGAGCAUGGAAAAUAACACGGAAUACUCUGCCAAGUCCGAGGAGUCUGAUAUCAGUCCUAGUCCAACACUACGAGAGUCUCGCUUCCCUUUACAUCUCGUGAUGGCCGACGAGGCAUCACGUAUUCGAUCGUUCCGUGAGAGGGUGUCUUCUGUUGGAUCCGGUUCUCAGUCCUGGACAGUUCAUGUGUCGCUUCUUCCUACUUCAGCACAACCAUUUCCGUUUGAGAAGGAUACUGCUGCGUACAAACGCUGUCUUUCUAGAGGUCUUCAUCAAGUCCUCGUAGUUCCAGAUACCGACAGUCUUUCUUUCAAAAAUGCCGUCGACGAGACUUUCGGGGAAAUCAUUCACGGGCGUCCCUGGCACCCACUUGUUGCCAGACUAUGUGAUGCAAAGAACCUGAGAGGCCUUCCAAUGCUCCGCCAACUUGACGACUACUUGAUCGGAAGCAGCUACGACGCCGAAUUCCUGCAACAAAACUGCGCCGUCAACGAUGAAAGCGGCAAGAUCCUCGACUUGUACAUCGCCAUGGCCCACGACACAAUCUCAUGGGCGGAGCUGAGAGACGUCACUCCCUUCAAGCCUGGACUCGAAGCUUCAUGGACAUAUGACCCAUUACUCGACGGCCCUUCUCUCGAGGCUGAAGCCCAUGAUCCAGACACGAGUCGUCCCGCCGCAGGCGAUAUCAUCACGGCGUGGUCACCAUCACUGAAGCGAAACGCCUCGGAAAUAUCACGAGCCCCCAGCUUUGGCUCCGCAGAAUCCGAAGGUACUCGACCAAAAAUACCACGGUGCACGGCGGAUGCUAACAUGGAGAUGCUCGGAAGACGAGUUGAGAAAGUCUGA